Messenger RNA from Verticillium dahliae VdLs.17, 1062 nucleotides. RefSeq names its product kelch repeat protein. Gene Ontology annotation, molecular function: protein binding. The transcript has a single exon. The record is from RefSeq and is a predicted model, not a curated record. Lineage: Eukaryota; Fungi; Ascomycota; Sordariomycetes; Glomerellales; Plectosphaerellaceae. Bases 1 to 1062 code for a protein of 353 amino acids.
AUGGCCUUUUUAUCCGCCAAGUGGCUUCUCAUUGCCUCCAGCCAGCGCCUCCGCCGAUCAUCACACGCCGUAUCAGUCGUGGACCAGAAAACCUAUGUUUUUGGUGGCGAGUUGGUGCCCCGCGAGCCCAUCGAUAAUCAAAUAGACAUAAUCGAUGUCGAAAACGAAAAUGGUAGGAAGAGGUCCAUGCAACGUCCUGCCUUUGCUAAGCGAUCAGUCAACCCGACCGUGAAGACAAUUCCCGCACCGGCAGAGGCUCCUAUCCCACGCGUCGGCAGCCCCAGCGCCACAAUCAAUGGCAGUAUCUGGAUAUUCUCUGGCCGCGGAGGGAUUGAAAUGAAACCCGUCGAAGAACAGGGUGCGCUGUGGCGUUACGAAGCAGGCGCUGCCAACUGGAGCUCGGUCAAGCCCGCCGAUCCAGCCGCGCCGUAUCCUGCGGGGCGCAGCUAUCAUUGCGUGGCCUCAGAUGGCAAAAGCAAACUCUUCGUUCACUCUGGGUGUCCAGAGACUGGACGACUAGCGGAUCUCUGGAUGUUCGACACCGAGGAGAGGACUUGGUCAGAAUUGCCAUCAGCGCCCGCGCCAUCUAGAGGUGGUGCCUCCAUCGCAUACGCCGACGGCAAACUAUAUCGAGUCAACGGUUUCGAUGGCAUCAAUGAACAGGGGGGCUCUCUGGAUGUUUUUGACAUUCCCUCACUUUCAUGGAACACCAUUUCCUACAAUCCAGACAACAUGGAAGGUCCAGAAGCCAGAAGCGUUGGAACCUUGCUACCAGUUAUGAUACAUGGCAAUGUCCACCUAAUCACAAUGUUCGGGGAGCGGGAUCCCAGUGCACUUGGGCAUGCAGGUGCCGGCAAAAUGUUGCCUGAUGCUUGGGCUUGGGACAUUAGGGAAAGAAAAUGGCAGAAGUUGAAAAUACCAGGUCAAAUCCCAGAGCCACGUGGUUGGUUCGACGCCGAUGUGGUCAGGGGCGGAGACAGAAAUGAGUCCAUCAUUGUGCAUGGGGGGCUGAACGAGAAUAAUGAAAGACUAGGUGAUAUUUGGAAGCUGGGUUUUGACUAG